AUGCGCAGUCCGGCGGCCAAUGCCGCUAUAAAGGCUUGUUUUGCCCCCGGAGCUGAUGCUCGGGAGCGUGGUCGAGUGGCCGGCGCGGCGGGCUGGGACCCGGGGCACAGAAAUUAUCAAGUGAAACCAGGAGUCUGUGAGCCCUGGCGUCUCCAAUCAGAGAAGAUGAAGGACCUCGACAUAGGAAAAGAGUAUAUCAUCCCCAGUCCUGGUUACAGAAACGUGAGAGAGAGAACCAGUACUUCCAGACAGGACAAAGAGGACUCCAGAUACAGGAGAACUGGGCAGUUGGAAUGCCAAGAUGCCUUUGAGGCCGCAGCCCGAGCUGAGGGCCUUUCCCUGGAUGCCUGCACGCGUUCUCAGCUCAGAUUCCUGGAUGAGGAGCAUCCCAAGGGGAAGUACCAUCACAGCUUAAGUGCUCUGAAGCCCAUUCGGACCACUUCCAAAUACCAGCACCCAGUGGACAAUGCUGGGUUCUUCUCCUACAUGACUUUUAACUGGCUUACUCCCCUGGCCCGCCUGGCCCACAAGAAGGGAGAGCUCUCCAUGGAGAACAUGUGGCCUUUGUCCAAGUACGAGUCUUCUGAGGCGAACGCCAGAAGACUAGAGAGACUGUGGCAAGAAGAGCUGAAUGAAGUUGGGCCAGAAGCUGCCUCCCUCCGAAGGGUUGUGUGGACCUUCUGCCGCACCAGGCUCAUCAUCUCCAUCGUGUGCCUGAUGAUCACGCAGCUGGCUGCCUUCAGUGGACCAGCCUUCAUAGUGAAACAACUCUUGGAGUACUCCCAGGGCACAGAUUCUAACCUCACAUACAGCUUGCUCUUAGUCCUGAGCUUCCUCCUGAUAGAGAUCGUGCGCUCCUGGUCACUUGCAAUGUGUUGGGCACUGAAUUACCGAACCGCCGUCCGCUUGCGGGGGGCCAUCCUCACCAUGGCCUUUAAGAAGAUCCUCAAGUUAAAGAGCAUUAAAGAGAAGUCUGUGGGCGAGCUCAUCAACCUGUGCUCCAACGACGGGCAGAGGAUGUUUGAGGCCGCCGCCAUGGGCACCCUGCUGGCCGGAGGACCCAUUGUUGCCAUCUUGGGCAUGAUUUAUAGUGUAAAUAUUCUGGGACCGACAGGCUUCCUGGGAUCAGCCGUUUUUAUCCUCUUUUAUCCAGCAAUGAUGUUUGCGUCACGGAUCACUGCAUAUUUCAGGAGAAAAUGUGUAACUAUUACAGAUGACCGUGUUCAGAAAAUGAAUGAAGUUCUCACCUACAUUAAAUUUAUUAAAAUGUAUGCGUGGGUCAAGGCAUUUUCUCAAAAUGUUCAAAAAAUCCGAGAGGAGGAGCGGCGGAUAUUGGAAAAAGCCGGGUACUUUCAGAGCAUCACCGUCGGUGUGGCUCCCAUCGUGAUGGUGAUCGCCAGCGUGGUAACAUUCUCUGUUCACCUGACUCUUGGCUUCGAUCUCACAGCAGCACAGGCUUUCACAGUGGUGACUGUCUUCAAUUCCAUGACUUUUGCUUUGAAAGUAACUCCGUUCUCAGUAAAAUCCCUCUCAGAAGCAUCGGUUGCUGUUGACAGGUUUAAGAGCUUGUUUCUGAUGGAAGAGGUUCACAUGAUAAAGAAAAGCCCAGCCAGUGCUCACAUCAAGAUAGAGAUGAAAAAUGCCACCUUGGCAUGGGACUCCUCCCACUCCAGUAUCCAGAACUCACCCAAGCUGACCCCCAAAGCGAAAAAAGACAAGAGGGCUGCCAGGGCCAAGAAAGAGAAGGCGAGGCAGCUGGAGCGCACCGAGCACCAGGCGGCGCUGGCGGAGCAGAAGGGCCACCUCCUCCUGGACAGCGACGAGCGGCCCAGUCCCGAGGAGGAAGAGGGCAAGCCCGUCCCCCUGGGGAGCCCCCGCCUGCAGAGGACACUGUACGGCAUCGACCUGGAAAUCGAAGAGGGUAAACUAGUUGGGAUCUGUGGCAGUGUGGGAAGUGGAAAAACCUCUCUUAUCUCAGCCAUUUUAGGCCAGAUGACACUCAUAGAGGGCAGCAUUGCAGUUGGUGGAACCUUCGCUUAUGUGGCCCAGCAGGCCUGGAUCCUCAAUGCCUCGCUGAGGGACAACAUCCUCUUCGGGAAGGAAUUUGAUGAAGAAAGAUACAACUCUGUGCUGAACAGCUGCUGCCUGCGGCCUGACCUGGCCAUUCUCCCCAACAGUGAUCUGACUGAGAUUGGCGAGCGAGGAGCCAACCUGAGUGGUGGGCAGCGCCAAAGGAUCAGCCUUGCCCGAGCCUUGUAUAGUGACCGGGACAUCUACAUCCUGGAUGACCCCCUCAGUGCCUUAGAUGCCCAUGUGGGCAACCACAUCUUCAACAGUGCUAUCCAGAAGCACCUCAAGUCCAAGACGGUUCUGUUUGUUACCCACCAGCUGCAGUACUUGCCUGAUUGUGACCAAGUGAUCUUCAUGAAAGAAGGCUGUAUUACAGAAAGGGGCACCCAUGAGGAACUGAUGAACCUAAAUGGUGAUUAUGCUACCAUUUUCAAUAACCUGUUGCUGGGAGACACGCCCCCAGUUGAGGUUAAUUCAGAAAAGGAAACCAGUGGUUCGCAGAAGUCACAAGACAAGGGUCCCAAAACAGGAUCAGUGAAGAAGGAGAAAGCAGUGAAUCCAGAGGAAGGGCAGCUGGUGCAAGCAGAGGAGAAGGGGCAGGGAUCUGUGCCGUGGUCAGUGUACGGUGUCUACAUUCGGGCUGCCGGGGGCCCCUUGGCCUUCUUGUUCAUUAUAUCCCUCUUCACGCUGAACGUGGGCAGUAUUGCCUUCAGCAACUGGUGGUUGAGUUACUGGAUCAAGGAAGGAAGUGGGAACAGCACGGUGAGCCACGGGAACACGACCGCCGUGAGCGGCAACAUGAAGGACAAUCCUCACAUGCAGUUCUACGCCAGCAUUUACGCCCUCUCCAUGGUCGUCAUGCUGAUCCUGAAAGCCGUCCGAGGAGUGGUCUUUGUCAAGGGCACGCUGCGCGCCUCCUCCCGGCUCCACGACGAGCUCUUCCGAAGGAUCCUCCGGAGCCCGAUGAAGUUUUUUGACACCACCCCCACAGGGAGGAUCCUCAACAGGUUCUCCAGAGACAUGGACGAAGUCGAUGUGCGCCUGCCCUUCCAGGCUGAGAUGUUCAUCCAGAAUCUCAUCCUGGUGGUCUUCUGUAUUGGGAUGAUCGCAGGGGUUUUCCCAUGGUUCCUGGUGGCAGUGGCGCCCCUGGUCAUCCUCUUUGUCAUCCUGCACAUUGUGUCCAGGGUCCUGGUUCGAGAGCUGAAGCGUCUGGACAACAUCACGCAGUCACCUUUCCUCUCCCACAUCACAUCCAGCAUACAGGGCCUUGCCACCAUCCAUGCCUACAACAAGGGGCAGGAGUUUCUGCACAGGUACCAGGAGCUGCUGGACCACAACCAAAGUCCUUUCUACCUAUUCACGUGCGCAAUGCGAUGGCUAGGCGUGCGGCUCGACCUGAUCAGCAUCUUCCUGAUCUCCACCACGGCGCUGAUGGUCGUUCUCAUGCAUGGGCGAAUUUCCCCGGCCUAUGCUGGUCUCGCCAUCUCCUACGCUGUCCAGCUAACGGGGCUGUUCCAGUUCACCGUCAGACUGGCCAUCGAGACAGAAGCUCGCUUCACCUCCGUGGAGAGGAUCAACUACUACAUCAAGACUCUCUCUCUGGAAGCACCUGCCAGAAUCAAGAACAAGGCUCCCCCGCCUGAUUGGCCGCAGGAAGGAGAGGUGACCUUUGAGAACGCGGAGAUGAGGUACCAAGAAAAUCUGCCUCUGGUCCUAAAGAAAGUGUCCUUCAUCAUCAAACCCAAGGAGAAGAUUGGCAUUGUGGGGCGGACGGGGUCGGGGAAGUCCUCCCUGGGGAUGGCCCUCUUCCGCCUGGUGGAGCUGUCCGGAGGCUGCAUCAAGAUUGACGGAGUGAGAAUCAGUGACAUUGGCCUUGCUGACCUCCGAAGCAAACUCUCCAUCAUUCCUCAAGAGCCAGUGCUGUUCAGUGGCACUGUCAGAUCAAACUUGGAUCCCUUCAGCCAGUACACGGAAGCCCAGAUCUGGGUCGCCCUGGAGAGGACGCACAUGAAGGAAUGUAUUGCUCAGCUACCUCUGAAACUUGAAUCUGAAGUGCUAGAGAAUGGAGAGAACUUCUCAGUGGGAGAACGCCAGCUCUUAUGCAUAGCAAGAGCCUUGCUCCGUCACUGCAAGAUUCUGAUUCUAGAUGAAGCCACAGCUGCCAUGGACUCAGAGACAGACCAACUGAUCCAAGAGACCGUCCGAGAAGCGUUUGCCGACUGCACUAUGCUGACGAUUGCCCAUCGCCUGCAUACAGUCCUAGGCUCUGAUAGGAUUAUGGUGCUGGCCCAGGGACAGGUAGUGGAGUUCGACCCCCCAUCGGUCCUUCUGUCCAACGACAGCUCCCGGUUCUACGCCAUGUUUGCUGCUACGGAGAACAAGAUCGCCGUCAAGGGCUGA
This is a messenger RNA of Pipistrellus nathusii (Nathusius's pipistrelle), 4470 nucleotides long. Lineage: Eukaryota; Metazoa; Chordata; Mammalia; Chiroptera; Vespertilionidae. The record is from the annotation of a GenBank genome assembly.